GAUUUCGUGUCAAGUCCGUUGCCGCCCAAUCUUGUCUGCUACUCCCUCUGGCAGUCAAUUCUGGGACUUGCACAAGGCUCAUGAUUGUACUCAAUUAAACCGGUAUCACACUUGCCAUGGCAGCAUCCGUAAUACUCCCCCUUUAUGUGUAUCCUUCCGCAGGGGCUUGGGAACCACUGCGCGAGAUGGCAUCUUCCUACCCACACGUGCAUUUCACGGCAAUCGUCAACCCGCACAACGGACCGGGUGGAGGCGCAUUGCCGAACGAGGACUACGCGCAAGCCAUUCGAGCAUUAAAUUCAUUGAACAAUGUCCGUACUAUCGGUUAUGUGUCUACCACGUGGUGCAGUAAGACAGUGGAAUCGGUACUCGAUGAGAUUGCAUUGUAUGAUGGAUGGGGUCAAAGUGAUCCGUCGCUGGCCAUGGGCGGUAUCUUCUUCGAUGAGACGCCCACUCGCUAUUCUCCUGAAAACAUCUCGUAUUUGCUGACCAUAUCCCACGCGGUCCAUGAUCAGCACGGCCUAAAGGAUGGCUUCGUAGUCCACAAUCCAGGUGCCGUGCCUGAGGCGCAAUACUUUGUCGACCCGACAUUCAAGCAAGCCGCUGACCUCACCAUCAUUUUCGAAGACACAUACGAUCAUUGGACGAGAAAUGCGGAUGCCCUCAUAAAGGCAACAGAGUCAUAUGACCGCAGUAAACUCGCAGCUAUGCUUCACACUACACCGCAACUGAACACCACCGACACCGAGGAGACCCUGCGCCGGGUCCUAGCUCUCGGUCGGAGUUUCUGGCUCACGCAGACCCGUGAUUAUACGGGCAUCGAUACUUAUUUUCGUGUCUUCAUGGAUAGUCUAAACAAGCUUCUCAGUUAACGAGACAGCCAUCUUCAGGACUCUCCGUACCAAGGUGUUUCCGUUGCAGCGGACUCGGACAAUGCAAUAUUAUGCACUCUUAUUGACUCUGCCAGCCUG
Westerdykella ornata is the source of this 971-nucleotide messenger RNA. RefSeq lists its product as uncharacterized. The transcript has 4 exons. Bases 117 to 872 code for a protein of 251 amino acids. The record is from RefSeq and is a predicted model, not a curated record. NCBI's taxonomy places the organism in Eukaryota, Fungi, Ascomycota, Dothideomycetes, Pleosporales, Sporormiaceae.